AUGGUAUAUCUGACGAUUUUAUUCACAUUCGCCACUCUUUGGACAACAACUCAAAGCCAAACAUGGGCUGGAAUAUAUCAAAUGAAUACAACAUGUAUCACCAGCACUUGCUGUUGUCUAGUCAAUGACAUUGUCCUUACUCGUCCAUCGCUAAAUAUCUUGGCUUUCAAUGCAACUUUGUCAGGUCAAUGUUUCGGUCUACCUUCAAUCACCAGUUCGAUUGGUUAUCCGGUUGGAUAUUCAUUAUCUUUAUCAAUAAGUAUAGUAACGUUGACCGUUCUAUUGAGCAACGAUAGCAACACUCUUACUGCCGUUAAUCCGUUAAUCUCACAAUGUACUGGACGGGCUGUACGAAAAACGGCACUGGUUGCUGGAUCGACAACAGCAAGUGUUGGAACUGCUACAUCGAGUGAUGCACUCCAUCAUCGUGUAGAUAUGAUAAUAUUGUUGUGCUUUGUGUUGCUUCAUUGCAUGAGAAAAUGCUGGUGA
Messenger RNA from Adineta ricciae, 489 nucleotides. The record is from the annotation of a GenBank genome assembly. NCBI's taxonomy places the organism in Eukaryota, Metazoa, Rotifera, Eurotatoria, Adinetida, Adinetidae.